AUGAACUUGGCCUGUUCUAUUGGUUUCUCCACAAAGCCAAGCCUUGUCUACUUCCAUUCUCUUCUAAAUUCUCACAUCCAAACCAAAACCCCAAAACAAGCACUACUUCUUUUUCGCAACUUGUUUGAGAACAACCUCAAACCCAAUGAUCUCACUUUCUCUUUGCUUCUAAAAGCUUGCACGUCUUCUUCCUCAUAUCUAGCUUCAGGCAAUGCCAAACUAGAAGUAAAUCAGAUUCAUACCCACCUGUUAAAAUCGGGUUUCGACCGGUUUGUCUAUGUGGGUACAGCUCUUCUUGAUCUUUACAUGAAAUUGGGGCAAGUGAGAAAUGCUCAGAAGAUGUUCGAUGGUAUGCCUGAAAGAGAUGAUGUCUCAUGGAAUGCAGUGAUUUGUGGGGUUUCGAGGAACGGUCAUCAUUCUGCGGCGUUGGAACUCUUUGUUCAGAUGUGUAGAGAGGGAUUUAGUCCGGGCCAUACGACUUUGGUUAGUUUGGUACCGUCUUGUGGUAGGCAUGAGUUUGCUUUUCAGGGGAAAUCUGUUCAUGGGUUUGGAAUUAAGGGUGGCCUUGAUUCGGAUUCGCAAGUGCAGAAUGCUCUUACCUCGAUGUAUGGCAAAUGUGGAGAUCUGGAAGCGGCAGAAGUCUUGUUUGAAGAGAUUGUUUACAAGGGUGUGGAUUCUUGGAAUACUAUGAUCGGUGCUUAUGGCCAAAAUGGUUGCUUUGAUGAGGCAAUGCUUGUGUUUAGACGAAUGCGAGAGGAAAGUGUGCAAGCCAAUGUGGUGACCAUGGUAAGCCUUCUGUCAGCAAAUGCUGAUCCAGGGUCUACUCAUUGUCAUGCCAUUAAGACUGGUCUUGUAAAUAAUGCUUCUGUGAUUACUUCGCUGAUUUGUGAAUAUGCAACACGCGGCUAUACAGAAACCGGAGAAUUGCUUUACAAGUCAUUGCCUCACAAGACUCUGGUUUCCCUAACUGCACUUAUUUCAAGUCAUGCUGAAAAAGGUGAUAUGAGCCAGGUGAUGGAGUGUUUUGCUGACUUGCAGCAGCUAGAGAUGAAACUAGAUGCAGUGGCUAUGGUUAGCAUCCUCCAUGGGAUAAAGCACCCUGCUGAAUUUGGCCUUGGACUUGCUUUCCAUGGUUAUGGAUUGAAGACGGGGUUGGCCGCUGAUUCAUUGGUUGUGAAUGGGUUGAUAAGCAUGUACUCGAGGUUUGACAAGAUAGAGGAUGCGUUUUCCUUAUUCUCUGAGAUGGGUGAAAAACCAUUGAUUACUUGGAAUUCUUUGAUAUCAGGCUGCGUUCAAGCUGGAAGGUCAAGUGAUGCCCUGGAGUUGUUUUCUCAAAUGCAAAUGUCUGGACAUAGUCCAGAUUCUGUUACUAUCUCUAGCUUACUAUCUGGGUGUUGCCAACUUGAGUACUUGAAAUUUGGGGAGGGACUUCAUACUUACGUACUAAGAAACAACUUGGAAGGAGAAGAUUUUGUCGGAACUGCUCUUAUAGACAUGUACACCAAGUGCGGAAGAAUAGAGCAUGCUGAAAUGGUGUUCAACAGUAUAAAAGAGCCAUGCUUGGCAACAUGGAACUCAAUGAUCUCAGCUUAUAGCUUAUACGGCUUAGAACAUAAAGCUCUUGUUUGCUUCUCCAAAAUGCAAGAACGAGGGCUGAAGCCUGAUAAAAUCACAUUUUUAGCAGUACUAGCCGCUUGUACACAUGGAGGUCUUGUUCAAGAAGGAAAAACAUAUUUCAUCAUGAUGAAGGAAAAGUUCAACAUAAUGCCAGGCCUGCAACACUGUGCUUGCAUGAUCAAUCUCUUUGGCCGGGCCGGUUUGUUGGACCAGGCAUUUUUCUUCAUCCGGUCCAUGGAAACAAACCCUGAUUUUGCCGUUUGGGGAGCUCUGCUGAAUGCUUGUUGCAUCCAUCAUGAGGUGAAGCUAGGGGAAUACAUUGCAAAAAAGCUGUUCUUCUUGGACAGUAAAAACAGCGGCUUCCUCGUGCUGAUGUCGAAUCUGUAUGCAGCUAAAGGAAGGUGGGAAGAUGUAGCAAGAGUGAGGAAGAUGAUGAGAGUCACUGGAGGUGAUGGCUGUUCAGGAAUCAGUGUUAUUGAGAUGACUUCACUGCAAGCAACUUGAGCAACAAGAUGGGCUUUUAAUGGGCCUACAGAAGGAUCCGGCCCAUAUAGGAAUUUGACGAGUCGGAUCUUGUACCUAAUCUGUAGGUCACUCUCAUAAACCCUAAAAGUAGCCCAAAAAACCGCAAAAGCGCUCCCAUUUCAAAAUUCAAACUUUGGUGUUCCCCAAUAGUCAUCUCUCUCAGAUCUUCAAACCCUAAUUUCUCUUCAUCUUCGAAAAUGGGUGGGGCUCACAGCCGCGAAGACCUCGA
This is a messenger RNA of Fragaria vesca subsp. vesca, 2371 nucleotides long. Its product is annotated as pentatricopeptide repeat-containing protein At2g04860-like. The coding region runs from base 1 to 2121 and encodes 706 amino acids. The record is from RefSeq and is a predicted model, not a curated record. NCBI's taxonomy places the organism in Eukaryota, Viridiplantae, Streptophyta, Magnoliopsida, Rosales, Rosaceae. The transcript has a single exon. Gene Ontology annotation, biological process: RNA modification. Gene Ontology annotation, molecular function: protein binding; RNA binding.